Molecule: messenger RNA, 606 nt
Organism: Lutzomyia longipalpis
Lineage: Eukaryota; Metazoa; Arthropoda; Insecta; Diptera; Psychodidae
Exons: 2
Coding region: 1-606 (201 amino acids)
Source: RefSeq, a predicted model, not a curated record
AUGAAGUGGUUGCACUUAAUACUGUACUUCCUCAUCUUAAUGCGCUCCACCCACACCACAUUGAACAACACUUCAGCAGAAGUUGGUGAGAGAUCCAAGCGCUAUCUCAUAUACCCCCCGGCUGGGGGUUUGGUCAAAAUUAUAAUGGGCUUUAGUGUACCAGUAGUUCUUGCUCACAAGAGAAGUUUAGGUUGUGCAUACAAUUUGCAAGGCCAAUUCCGGCUACCCAAUGAAAUUGUUUGGUCACCAGCUACGUUCGAAGGACUUUCGAGGAAAUUUAAGAGGAACGAAACUCCCCAAGGUGCAAUGGUGGAUGAAACGAGAGAAUUUAUUUACAAUAUUCUUGUGAGAUCGAAGAAUAUAAAUGGCAAGAAUGGAAAGGAUUGCCUCCUACGAACAAUCUGUGAAGUUUCUCAAUCACCUCUAAACCAUCACAAUGGAAUUUUUGGUGAAAUUAUCGACACAAUCUUCAUUCCUGGAACAUCAAGAGUUGAUGAGUGCUACCAUGAAGCCCAAAUGGCUGGUAUUAGUGGUAUGGAUUGUCGGCAUUUGUACAAGAACUGCCCAGAUGGAGAUGGUUUUCUUGACAAUUUUUUAUUUAGUUAA